CCCUGUUAGGGUGGGCCCGGCGGGCGGAAGAGGAUGUGCGGGGCCCCGGCCUGGCCUGAGCUCGGUUCGCAGCACCGGGCGCCCUGCGCCGCCCUCGACGUUUCCCGGAGAAGCGGCCGGCUCUGACGGGCGAGAUGAACUCCUGAGCUGUGAUUUGAAGGAAAUCCCCCUUCCUCCUGCUGGGCAAACAGAAGGUAGAGGUCAAAGGUGUCAACGUGGCAUUGCGAAAGGGAUCAGAGCGGCAGCAGCCACUGGCGUUCACCUCCCAGCUCCUUUCUCCUGCCGCUUGUCUGCUGGGACCAGAGGAUCAGAGGUGCUUCGUCCUGUGGUUUCCCAGAAACGUCUCUGCUGCUGGAGCGCCCGCUCAGGCCGGGGCUGUGCCGGGACUGGUCCUGGGUGCACCCCACAUCUGCCUCUUUCACUUUGGGCAGAACAGACGGGAACCCCGCUUCUGGUCCGUACCCUCUGGCUGGCCACGUCAGUGCUCGCAGCUUUGGGGAUGUUAGCAGAGCCGCACUUUACAAGGCACGCAGGCGCUUGGAAUAUGCUCACGGCGGCCGUGUGCGUGGCCCUGCUGGGCUGCCUGCAGGCCCAGGAGCUCCAGGGACACGUCUCCGUAAUCCUGCUGGGAGCCACCGGGGACCUGGCCAGAAAAUACCUAUGGCAGGGGCUGUUCCAGCUGUACCUGGAGGAGGCGGGGAAGGGCCACAGUUUUCGCUUCCACGGGACUGCUCUGACGAGCACCAAGCAGGGCCAGGAGGUCAUAGCCAAGGUCCUGGAGUCCCUCUCCUGCCCCAGGGACACAGCUCCCGGUCGCUGUGCUGAACUCAAGGCUCAGUUCCAGCAGCUGAGCGAGUACCGCCGCCUGAAGACACCUGAGGACUAUCUGGCCCUGAGCAAGGACAUUGAGGCCCGGGUCCAGCACGAAGGCCUCCAGGAGGCCGGCAGGAUUUUCUACUUCUCGGUGCCACCCUUCGCCUAUGCAGACAUUGCCCGCAGCAUCAACAGCAGCUGCCGUCCAGGCCCAGGUGCCUGGCUGCGCGUUGUCCUUGAGAAACCCUUUGGCCGUGACCACCGCUCAGCCCAGCAGCUGGCCACAGAACUUGGGAGCUUUUUCCAAGAGGAGGAGAUGUACCGGGUGGACCAUUACCUGGGCAAGCAGGUGGUGGCCCAGAUCCUGCCUUUCCGAGACCAGAACCGCAAGGCCCUGGACGGCCUCUGGAACCGGUACCACGUGGAGCGGGUGGAGAUCAUCAUGAAGGAGACCGUGGACGCAGAAGGUCGCGCCAGCUUCUACGAGGAGUACGGCGUCAUCGGCGAUGUCCUGCAGAACCACCUGACCGAGAUCCUCAUGCUGGUGGCCAUGGAGCUGCCCCUCAACAUCAGCAGCGCAGAGGCGGUGCUGGGCCACAAGCUCCAGGCCUUCCGGGCCCUGCGGGGCCUGCAGAGGGGCAGUGCUGUCGUGGGCCAGUACCAGGCUUACCGUGGGCAGGUGCGCAGAGAGCUGCAGAAGCCAGACAGCUUCCACAGCCUGACGCCGACGUUUGCAGGCAUCCUCGUUCACAUAGACAACCUUCGCUGGGAGGGGGUCCCUUUCAUCCUGAUGUCCGGCAAAGCCUUGGAUGAGAGAGUGGGCUACGUUCGGAUCUUGUUCAAGGACCAGGCGUACUGUGCCCAGAGCGAGAAGCGCUGGGUCCCGGCCCAGAGCCACUGCCUUCCUCAGCAGAUCAUCUUCUACAUUGGCCACGGUGAGCUGGGCAGCCCAGCCGUGCUGGUCAGCAGGAACCUGUUCAGGCCCUCCCUGCCCUCCGCCAGCUGGAAGGAAGUGGAGGGCCAGCCUGGGCUUCGCCUCUUUGGCCGCCCUCUGUCCGAUUACUACGCCUACAGCCCUGUGAGGGAGCAGGACGCCUACUCCAUCCUCAUCUCUCAUAUCUUCCACCGCCGGAAGGACUCCUUCAUCGCCAUGGAGAACUUGCUGGCUUCCUGGGUCUUCUGGACGCCCUUGCUGGACAGCCUGGCCCACGAGGUCCCACGCCUCUACCCAGGAGGAGCGGAGAAUGGACACCUGUUGGACUUUGAGUUCAGUGGCAGCCACUUGUCCUUCUCCCAGCCACCACUGGAGCAGCUGGUGCCGGGGCCGGAUUCUGCUCCGAUGCCCAGCGACUUCCAGGUUCUCGGGGCCAAGUACCGAGACAGCCCGCUGAUAUCGGCCUGGCCGGAGGAGCUGAUCGCCAGGCUGGCCGGCGACAUCGAGGCUGCAGCUGUGCGGGCUGUGAGGCGCUUUGGCGAGUUCCACCUGGCACUCUCGGGCGGCUCGAGCCCCGUGGCCCUGUUCCAGCAGCUGGCCAUGGGGCACUACGGCUUCCCCUGGGCCCACACACACCUGUGGCUGGUGGACGAGCGCUGCGUCCCGCUCUGGGACCCCGAGUCCAACUUCCAGGGCCUGCAGGCUCACCUGCUGCAGCACGUGCGUGUCCCCUACUACAACAUCCACCCCAUGCCCGUGCACCGGCGCCAGCGGCUCUGUGCCGAGGAGGACCAGGGCGCCCAGGCCUAUGCCGAGGAGAUCUCCACCCUGGUGACCAACAGCAGCUUCGACCUGGUGCUGCUGGGCAUGGGCACCGACGGGCACACGGCCUCCCUCUUCCCUCAGUCACCCGUCGGCCUGGACGGCGAGCAGCUGGUGGUGCUGACCACGAGCCCCUCCGGCCCGCGCCGGCGCAUGAGCCUCAGCCUGCCCGUCAUCAACCGCGCCCGCCAGGUGGCGGUCCUGGUCAUGGGCCGGAUGAAGCGCGAGAUCGCCCUGCUGGUGAGCCGCGUGGGCCGCGAGCCCAGGAAGUGGCCCAUCUCGGGCGUCCGGCCCGAGUCCGGCCAGCUGGUGUGGUACAUGGACUACGACGCGUUUCUGGGGUGACGGCGCCUUCGCCCUUCGCUCACCCCCGCGCUUUCCUUCACCCGUCCUCUCUCCGCCCCCUCCGCCCUGCCCCAGCCCGCCUGCCCUGCUCUCUGGAAUCUGAUGCCUCGUGGUCAGGCUCCCGGAGGCGAAGGACAGAGCCCUUCCCCGGCCCCUGUGACCGUCCCUGCCUAGUGGCGGUGGGUACACACCGGAGCAAGGAAGAAAUGGAGUCUCUGCUCUUGAGAAGCUUCGAAUCCAAGUCAGGAGAGAAAUGUCCACCUUAAGAAAAGACCUGCAGCAGUCACACGUGAACACCAGCCAGCGCAAAAUAGGACGGUCUGAAAGCUCCCCGCUUGAGCAGGAAUGUGGUGGGCCGAGGUUAACGGGGGGGUUUCCUGCGGGCCGGGACCCUUCGGCCAGCUCUGGUGGAAAAGCAGAACGUGGAUGGUAGAAAGCAGGAGCCCAGGCACCAGUGGCCCUGUGCCCCCCACAGAGCAGGCUGCUGGGAGCCCUCCCCUCUCCUCCAUCCCCUUCCUCCCGAGCCUCUGACGCAGCCUGCUGUCCUGUCUCCUCCAGGGCCACCUCCACCUGCUCUGCAUCUCGGGUGUCUUUCUUUUCAGCCCCGACCAUGGAGAUCUUCCCACCCCCUCUCUGUUUCUUUGCUGUCCCUCAGAUGCCCCAUUUAUGGACAGAUGAUGAUGACAGCAACACGGUGACAAACAAGAUGUUAAAAUGGAUCCAGAAA
Eubalaena glacialis (North Atlantic right whale) is the source of this 3641-nucleotide messenger RNA. It is a transcript of the gene H6PD, whose product is annotated as hexose-6-phosphate dehydrogenase/glucose 1-dehydrogenase. The record is from RefSeq and is a predicted model, not a curated record. Lineage: Eukaryota; Metazoa; Chordata; Mammalia; Artiodactyla; Balaenidae. Gene Ontology annotation, cellular component: endoplasmic reticulum. The coding region runs from base 500 to 2914 and encodes 804 amino acids. Gene Ontology annotation, molecular function: glucose-6-phosphate dehydrogenase activity; 6-phosphogluconolactonase activity; NADP binding. The transcript has 6 exons. Gene Ontology annotation, biological process: glucose metabolic process; pentose-phosphate shunt, oxidative branch; pentose-phosphate shunt.